AUGGAAGCUUCAAGAUGUGAUUUUGAGGAAGAUAUUGGUUCAGUAAUGGAAUUCGAAGAGCCAGAACAACCUAUGGUUUUAAAUAUUUAUAAUGUGUUGGCAAGCGCAAAUACUGGAGUAAAUAUUGAUUUAUCAUGGUUUACAGAGAAUUUUGGGAAUACGUAUUAUGAUCCUCAGGAGUUCCCUGCUGCAAGAGCUGAUAUCCCAGAUAAGCAUACAAAAAGUGUGGUUACAAUUUCGGCUUUCUCUAAUGGCAAGAUUCAAGCAACAGGGGGAGUCAGUGUCGAGUGUACAAAAAACUCUCUCAAAAAGGUCGUUAGAAAACUCAGAAACAAAGGUUUCAAGAAAGCAAAGCUUUUGAGUUUCGAGGUUCAUAAUAUCCAGGCCGUUAUUGAUGCUGGUUUUCCUAUUGAUCUCAGAGUUCUUCGCGAAAUUUAUGUUUUUGUGGAUUACGAACCGGAAAGAAACCCAGGUCUUAGAAUCCGCAUCCCUGUCUUAUAUCUCUACAAUCAAGGAUGCAAUCCUGAAUUUUUACAACGACAAUUACUAGCAUAUCAAUAUGGCACUAUUAAUCAAAAUAAGGACUUGAAUAGGGAAGGCUUAGAUUCAAACAAAAUGGAGGCGAAUUGGUUGAGUGGGUCAGAGUUGGAAGGUUCUAUUAAGAGGUUAAGGAGACCACAAAUUACUAUAGAAAUUGUUAAUGUAGGCUUCCAGUCUUCUCUGAUAAUAUUAAUGCAUACGUGUCCAAGUUUGUCAAUAUUUGGAUGGAGUAUUUUACUAAGACAUUUCACUUUUGGAGGCUUAAAUGGGUAUUCUUUCGGCACUCUGAUGACGAACUGUAGUAUUUUGUUAGUCCAAAUACCUUCUUUUGGUUGUAGAACUACCACAAAACAAUUAGAUAUAUUCUCUAGAUCUAAGUUAUUGGUAUCUUUUAAACUUUCUAUAGCGUCCAUGUCAAGAGCUGUUUCUGUGUUAAACUUUACUUUACAAAACUCUGGUAACCCAAUUUCUUCAAACUCUUUUCUAAGCCUUAGCAAAGAAACAUCCAUGUUAAAGCUGGCUUAA
Cryptosporidium ubiquitum is the source of this 1065-nucleotide messenger RNA. RefSeq names its product transcription factor TBP. The transcript has 3 exons. Gene Ontology annotation, biological process: DNA-templated transcription initiation. Gene Ontology annotation, molecular function: RNA polymerase II general transcription initiation factor activity; DNA binding. Lineage: Eukaryota; Apicomplexa; Conoidasida; Eucoccidiorida; Cryptosporidiidae. The record is from RefSeq and is a predicted model, not a curated record. The coding region runs from base 1 to 1065 and encodes 354 amino acids.